This is a messenger RNA of Artibeus jamaicensis (Jamaican fruit-eating bat), 605 nucleotides long. RefSeq names its product D-dopachrome tautomerase (gene DDT). The record is from RefSeq and is a predicted model, not a curated record. Bases 64 to 420 code for a protein of 118 amino acids. The transcript has 3 exons. Gene Ontology annotation, molecular function: phenylpyruvate tautomerase activity. Lineage: Eukaryota; Metazoa; Chordata; Mammalia; Chiroptera; Phyllostomidae.
GGAACUCGGAGCUCCGCUGUGCAGUUUUCUUCGCCCCGCACGUCGCGCGCCUUCCCUCCCGAUAUGCCGUCUGUGGAGUUGGACACAAAUUUGCCUGCUGGCCGCGUGCCUGCCGGGCUGGAGAAGCGACUCUGCGCAGCCGCCGCCGCCAUCCUGGGCAAACCCGAGAACCGCGUGAAUGUGACGGUGCGGCCCGGCCUGGCCAUGGUGGUGGAGGGCUCGGCCGAGCCCUGCGCGCAGCUGGUAGUCUCCUCCAUUGGUGUGGUGGGCACAGCCGAGGAGAACCGCGGCCACAGCUCCCGUUUCUUCGAGUUCCUCACCAAGGAGCUGUCACUGGGCCAGGACCGGAUAGUUAUCCGCUUUUUUCCCUUGGAGCCCUGGCAGAUUGGCAAGAAGGGGACGGUCGUGACUUUUCUGUGAUCAGCACGGAGUUCAUCCAGGGCAUCUGUGAGCUGGUCACCUCUUCCAGAGAGGUCUCCUGGUAGAGUGAAGGCCUGGUGGAUACGAGCUUCUGGCAGCCCCGUAUGCAGACAUGACUGUGACCUCACAAUCCUCUUCUUCCCCAUUCUCAUGCCAAAUAAAUGAAGAGAGCUUUGUCUUUCAAA